CGCAGAACUUGAAGUAUGUCAUAAUCAGCUGAUCGAAUAUAGUCGAAAAGAUGGUGAACGUGCUGCCGAUUAAAUUCGUUGUCAGAUAACUGUCAAAGGGGACAGCGCGUACGUGCACUGUUCGUUCAGAAAAACGACAGUAUUUUUCACAAAUGUGUACAUAAAUAACUGGAACUAAACAUGGCAUUUCUUGAGUGGAGACGCUUCAAUUUCUUCGAUCUUGAGAAAGAAGUCGACGGAGGGAAGAUCGCUCAGGCUCUUGGAGAUGCUCAAGUCACAGCAGCUACAAGUGGUAAUGGCAAUUUGGUCUUUGGAGAUAGCACGGGCAGUGUGCAUUUAGUCAAUAGAGCCUACGAUGUUACCACCUUUCGUGCAUAUGAAAUCACGUUAACGUUAGCUCAGCAAGUUGAACAUUCCACUUUCUUGUUCACCAUUGGUGAAGAUGAACCUGGUUGUAAUCCUACUAUCAAAGUUUGGAACUUAACUAAACCAGACAAGCAAGGCAAUCCAACAUGUGUUCGUAUAAGUAGGGCUAUACCCAGCUACAGAGCGGUUCCAGCAACUGCACUCUGUGUCCAUACUAAUAUGACUUUAAUGGCUAUUGGAUUCGGAGAUGGCUCUAUUAUGCUCUAUAGGGGUGAUUUAACUAGAGAAAGAAAAAACAAGAUAAAGGUGUUGAAAGAUACAAAUGCUUCCAUCACUGGACUUGCAAUAAGAACUAUGGGGAAACAAAGUCAUAUGUUCGUUGCUACACCAGACAGUGUCUUUUUGUAUAAUAUCACUGUAAAGGAUAAAGAAUUUAAGUCUUCCUUGGACAAUAUGGGUUGUGCCAGGAAAUGCAGUGUUCUCACAGAAUCUAUGCAAGAUAGUCACUUCAUGAUUGGUCGAAAUGAUGCAAUAUAUUGUUAUACGCCUGAUGGCAGAGGUCCUUGUUAUGCUGUAGAGGGUCAGAAAACAAUGUUAGAAUGGUUUAGAAGUUAUUUAGUAAUUAUAGCUAAAGAAGCUGCAAAUGUUCCAAGAAAAACCACCACCAUUUCUGCAAAACCAAGUACCAUAGAACCAAUACCCGUAGGUGCAGAUAAACAUGUGAUCACAGUACUAGAUAUACAAAACAAAUUCAUUGUCUUCUCUGCGCCAAUGCUUUCUGUGCAAGCUGUAUUAUCUGAAUGGGGUGGAUUUUUUAUACUCAGUGGAGACAGUAAACUUUAUCACUUGGAUGAAAAAGAUUUACAAUCCAAAUUAGCUUUACUUUUCAAAAAGAAUUUGUAUGAUGUAUCUAUAAGAAUAGCUAAAAAUCAACAAUACGAUGCUGAGGGUCUCGUAGACAUAUUCCGGCAAUACGGGGACCAUUUGUAUUCAAAAGGAGAUCACAAUGGUGCCAUAGAGCAAUACAUAAAAACCAUUGGCAAAUUGGAACCUUCUUAUGUAAUCAGAAAAUUCUUAGAUUCUCAACAUAUAGAUAAUUUAACUACUUACUUGCAAGCUCUACAUAAAAACGGUCAAGCAACAGAAGAUCGCACUACAUUAUUAUUAAAUUGUUAUACAAAACUAAAUCAUACAGACAAAUUGAAAGAAUUCAUCAUGACGAAAGACAGGGAGGUCGAUUUCGACGUGGAAAUUGCAAUAAAAGUCUGCCGUCAAUCAUCACCCGAAGAUGCUUUGCUUCUUGCCCAAAAGCAUGGCCAACAUGAGUGGUAUCUUCGCAUUCAAAUAGAGGAUAAACAUGAAUAUAAGAAAGCUUUAGAAUACAUGGAAACUUUGGAGUUCGAAGAAGCAGAGUCUAACAUGAAGAAGUACGGCAAUAUUCUUAUAGAAAAUGUACCACAUGAAUCUACACAAUUUCUGAAGGCCUUAUGUACCAAUUAUAGACCUUCCAAUAAACCUCUUGUAGAUCAGGAAGCUCUAGAUGGCACAGUGGACCAAGAGAUUGAUAAAGCUAAUCCGGAAGAUUUCAUUCACCUUUUUCUCAAUAAUUCUGAGCGUCUCGUAGAAUUCCUAGAACAUUUAGUGAAAACUAAUACUAAAUGGAGUACUAUGGUAUACAAUACAUUAGUAGAGCACUACCUGCAUGUAUGGUCAGCCUUGGAUAACGAUGUAGCGAAAGUACAAUACGAGCAGAAAAUCGUUAGGCUUCUACAAAGUUCAGAGGCGUGUUACGAUAAAGAUCAGAUCCUAAUCUUGUGUCAUCAACAUAAUUUCAGACGCGGAUUGCUUUUCCUUUACGAAGAAAGUAAACUAUAUCAAGAAAUAUUGCGGUUUCAUUUGCGAGAAGCUGAUAGCGAGCAAGUUCUAGCUACUUGCAAACGGUUCGGUCAUCAGGACCCAAAUCUAUGGGUUCAAGCACUGUGGAGUGUAGCUAGAAAUAAGGAAGCUCCAGCUAAGCUUCUGGCGGAUAUUCUAGCAUACAUAGCGCAAGAAAGACUUUUGUCACCGUUAAUGGUUAUCGAUGCAAUUUCAACUUCACUCUCCUGUACCUUGGGCGAUGUUAAGACUUACCUAAACAGUGUCCUACGAACAGAACACGAACAAACUCAAGCGGAUGUAGAAUUGACUGAGAAGUAUCGAGCAGACACUCAAAAAAUAAGAGAACAAAUUGAAGCCAUUAAAAACAGCACGAUAAUUUUCCAAGGUGCGCGUUGUAGCGCAUGCCAUCACCAGUUGGAACUACCGUCAGUGCAUUUUAUGUGUCAACAUUCGUAUCAUCAACACUGUUUCCAAAGUUUCUCAGAGAACGAAAAUGAAUGUCCAGCCUGUUUGCCGAACAAUAAACAAUUACUGGACAUAAUUAAAGCGUUAGAACAGUCGAAAGAUCUUCACGAAACGUUCCAUACUUUGCUUGAUCGAGCUGAGGAUCCGUUUUCAUUAGUUGCCGACUAUUUUGGGCGUGGAGUGUUUAAAAAAUUAAUGGUAAUUACUGACACAGACAAGUUGUUACCAACAGGUUCUUCGAAAUUCGAGGAACCAAAGUUAAAUUACGGACCAGGUGCGGAAGCGAAAAUUAGGUUGACGGAAGGAAAAAAUUCAACCUUAGGAAAAGUGGAAACUUAUCGUCCUGUAGACAAUUUCCCCACAGCAGUGGAAGAUCGUAUGCGAUCAUUCCCGAAAUCUGACAUCUAUUCCUCGUCCUUAGAAGCAAAUAUUUCUGGUACCGGAAGUGGCGUGUCAACCCCUCGUGGAAAUUCGAGGAAAGCUUCACCGGUGCCCAUCAGAUAUUUAACUAUAUUAAAUAAUACUCCGCCAAAAUCAUCGCCGGUACAAAAGUCGUUUGUACCUCCGAAAACACCUGCCGUAUCGUCCAAUCCGUUCAUAAGGGAGUACGACGAGUCGAAGAAUCCAUUUGCAGAGGACAAAGACGACGAUGAUAAUGCUAAUGCCAUUGAUGGCGACGAUGAUAAAACCUAUGACAAAAAUUUAUCUCCGUUCGGUAGAUAAACAGCGUUUCCGUUUGUUUUUU
This is a messenger RNA of Nomia melanderi (Alkali bee), 3454 nucleotides long. It is a transcript of the gene Vps11, whose product is annotated as vacuolar protein sorting 11. Gene Ontology annotation, molecular function: protein binding; protein-macromolecule adaptor activity. Lineage: Eukaryota; Metazoa; Arthropoda; Insecta; Hymenoptera; Halictidae. The record is from RefSeq and is a predicted model, not a curated record. Gene Ontology annotation, biological process: organelle fusion; endosome organization; vesicle-mediated transport. Gene Ontology annotation, cellular component: endosome; HOPS complex.